AGCGGCAGCUAUUGAGCAUUAGAUCGAUUGCGAAGCAAAAGCAGAGAAGGCAGCGGGCUUUUGUUCAAAUUCACACCCUUCAUCAAGUCUGCGCGGAUUCAGUGUAGUUCUGCAGAUAUUUAGACACAAGUUUACUUUACUGAGGAGGUUUCUGACGUAAAAACGAGCAUCAUUGCAGUCGGUGGUUUCUGUGGUGGAAAGCGGCAAAACUUGCUGUGUUUGCGCAUCAGCGACUCGAGACGUUUGUUUGUGUUUGACAAAGAAAAAUCAGGGGGGGGGGGGGGGGGACUUCCUUCCUUCCUGCCGCUUCAGUAAGUUGCUGUUCACUUCAGUUGUAGCGGAAAGACUCAUGAAGAAGAUGCUGCGUUCCUGCGCUGUCCGCAAAGGUGCGCAGCGCCGUUUGGAAUACAACGCGUAAAAAAGCGCCAUGAUCUGUCAGUCCACGCGUCGAGGCGAUGCUAUCACGGAAGGAUCUUCAGGAGUGGUGCCGCAUCACAUGCGCCGGUUACCCCAACGUGGAAAUCCAGAACCUGUCGAGCUCGUUCAGGGAUGGACUCGCAUUCUGUGCCAUCAUCCACAAACACCGGCCUCACUUCAUCGAUUUCAGUUCCCUCUCUAAAGACAAUGUUUAUCACAACAACAAACUGGCGUUUGAGGUCGCAGAAGCAAAACUGGGAAUCCCUGCACUGCUGGAUCCAAAGGACAUGCUGUCCACCCAGGAGCCUGAUGGUCUGAGUGUCAUCACCUACCUCAUUCAGCUCUACAGCAUCUUCAACUGGACGUCUUCUCGUGUCUUUGAUCCCUCGUCAUCACAGCCAUUGCAUCUCUCAAGUAAUGUCAUAAAGACUCCUGGUGAAACUCCUGAUGCUCACAAGCCUUUGAAGAGCUCGGCUGACCUGGAAACCAGCAGAGAAGGUCGCUGUGUGAACACAGUGACUCAAGCAGGCUGUAGUCUGUGCUUCACGCCUGUGCACCUCAUUCAGAGGCAUCUGGUUAACGGGAAAAUUUAUCAUCGUAGAUGCCUUAGGUGUAAGGUUUGCCACUGCACGCUUUUACCAGGAUCCUACAGACCAGGAAGUGAUGCUGGCUCCAUGACCUGCGCUUACCAUGUCACAAACAUUAAAGUUGUUCCCCCCACAGGCAAGUCUCAGGCGGACUUCUACUCUUUGAGUGGGCUGCCGGUCACCAGCGUGCCUCAGUACACCCAGAAAGUGGUUUGUGAAAGUCCACAGACAAAAGUGGAGGACAGGGGGGAGGAGAGCAGAGAGGGACAAGACAGAGGAAGCUCACGUGUUGGACCUCCUCCUCCUCAGUCCAGUGUUGAAGAAACUACACAGGGAGCUGAUGAGAACAGAGGAGGGCAGAAGAGUGCAGCUUCAGGUUCAUCUUGUGCACAGGAGACAAAUGGGAGAACAGGUUUAGUUUCCACCCGGAGCUCAGACUCCCCUGCGUUUCCUGUUCCUGCACCCAGAGGGAAAGCUGCCCAGAAAGCCAAGGCCGACCCUGCUGCAGCAGGUGUUUCUGGUAACCAUUCUGCAGCAGGCUCUGCUCAAAUGCAGGUCUUUGACAACAUCUCCCUAAAGAAAAGCCCCAAAGUGAAAGCCAACCAUCCAUGGAUGAACUUUGUUCACCCCGGACCCUGGACGCAGCUGCCCCCAGCUCCAGCUCCUGUCCCUCUGCCUCGAUCCAAACCCGUCUCAGAUCCGCCCAGGUCAUGGAAUGAACCAAAGAAAAAGACGCUCAACCCUUUUGAAGAAGAAGACGAAGAGGUGGAGGACACUUCAGAAACUGCAGAUAGAGCUCAUUCCACGGGGCCUGUGACGGCCGAUGACACCCACAGGGAGUCACAUGGACAGGCUGGAGUUAUAAAGCAUGCAGAAGUGUCAGAUGGGACAAAAGCAGGACCAGGCCCAGACUCCUCUUCACCACCAAAAUGUAUUUUACCCAGAAGUCUCACUGUGCCUGACGUCACAUCUGAGCAUGCUGAAACUGGAACAUCAGAGCAAUCCUGUAAAGAAAAUCCUUUUGACAGAAAAGCUCACAUGUCCAAGUCCCAGACUUUUUCAUCCAGUCGGGGUCCAGCUCCAGGCCACGGCUUCCCCCUCAUUAAGAGGAAGGUAAGAACAGACCAGGAUCUGUGCAUGAAUGACCUGCAGAAUCAGAUGAAGGAGCUGGAGAAAAAACUGGAAUAUCUGGAACAACAAGGAGUUGAACAGGAGAGGAUUCUCAGAGCACGCCGGAAAGGUAAAGAGGAGGAAAAAAUGCUUACAGAGUGGUUCUCCCUCACUCUUGAACGACUACUUAUAUCACACAAAAGCUCAGAACUGGUCUAUUUGAUGAAGCAGCAGAAUUUGGAGGACAGGCAGGCAGAUGUGGAGUAUGAGCUCAGAUGUCUCCUCAACAAACCAGAGAGUGAAUGGAGUCAGGAGGAUCGGGGUCGUGAGCAGCAGCUGAUGGAUGAGCUGGUCUCCAUCAUAGAGCAGAGAAAUCAGAUCAUAAGCGGCUUGGAUCAGGACCAACAGAGGGAUAAAGACAAAGAUAUGCUUUUGGAAGAAAAAAUGAAGAACCGAGAUUUUCCGAAGGAAGGAGAGAAAGGGCUCAAGAAGCCAAAAGGAAAGUUCAAACCUGCACAGGUGUUUAAAAUCCUGAACAACAAACCCGAGAGCAGAAAGGACUCUGGGAGGAAAAAGGACUGAAGAGCUGCAGGAACAUUCUGGUCAAUUUUAGAUUUAGUUUCUCAUCUGUAGAAGAGAAUCUAGAUUAUCCAAAAAUGUAGGGACUGGUAUGAGCUCUCGUCUGUUUGGCACAUUCUGUUCAAAUUGUUUACAAAGUCCAGCAAGAGAAAAACGGAGUACUUUGAAAUAGAAACCAAUUCCUACUGAUGUUAUUUUUUUACCACUUUUUUAAAACCCUGUUUUAAGAAAAAUAUUUUUCCAAACCUGCAUCACUAGAAAAUGCUUAAAGUUGUUGUCCUACAGAUUUCUUCUGAGACAAAAUCAGCCAUGCAGAUUCCUGCACUAUCUUUUGCUAUAUUUACUUUUUAGUUUUUUUUAGUAAUUUGGUUAAAGGGGUUCAUCAGAAAAUGUAUAGAAAACUGUGAAAGAGAGCAAUUUUACAAGUGACAUUUUUUUAAAAGGUUGUGACAAGAAUCUCCUGUCAAAUGUUCACUUUUAUUGUAAAUUAUUGCAACUUGUUGUUUACUAAAUUAACAAAGAAUCAAUUGCAUAUUUCAUAGUUGGGCUAUAUUUGAAAAAAAAAAGUUUAUGUGUAACCAACAAACAGGAUUAAUUUUGUUGUUAAAAACGUGAACAUUUCUUCCUUUUUGUGUUUAGAAAUUCUUACCCAUCCACUGCUAUAUUUAUAAAAUAGGUAAUGAAGAAUUGUUUUAAAAGAAAUCUCUUUUGUAUAGACACAUUUUAUUAAAUAAGUGAAGAAUCUAAAUGGAUCUGUUCUUUGACAAAGUGCCAGCUGUUUGAGCUUAACCCUAGCAAAAAGUUGACGCUUUUAUUUUUUUAAGUUUGCUUGAAUAUAAGUAUAAAGCAAGUACGCUGUACUAAAGACCAUGUUCAUGUAGUGUAGAGAUGAAGUAUACUAACAGAAUAUUUCUUGAGACUGGAAAUUGGAAAUUUUAAGUUUACAAUAUCUAGAUUUUAUCUUGACAUUAUAUUUUAAAAAAAUAAACGUCAAGUAUACUGCCUCACAUUUAUAAGUAUACUUGUAGUACACUUAAAUAGACUACUUCUUGCAAUGAGUAUUCUUACAUAAGACAGGAAAGCACUUGCAAAAACAUUUUUAUGUUGUUUAUUGUGAAUAUCUUUUCAUUUGAUCACGUAGGAAAAUAUAUUAGAUGAAGAGUAAAAAAAACAGAAUCCAGCCUUAGCUCUGAAUGUUUUUUCGCAUUCGGUUGACCCAAUUCUGUUCUUUAACUUUGCACUAAGUGACAUGCCAUUGUUACUCGUUUUCUAUAAAUGCAGGGCAAAAAAUUAAGAAUUAUUAGUAUUCAUUUUCUCUCAAGGGUACAUUAAAAUAAAUGUUGAAAACUAUCA
This is a messenger RNA of Oryzias latipes (Japanese medaka), 4046 nucleotides long. RefSeq names its product MICAL-like protein 1. The record is from RefSeq and is a predicted model, not a curated record. NCBI's taxonomy places the organism in Eukaryota, Metazoa, Chordata, Actinopteri, Beloniformes, Adrianichthyidae. Gene Ontology annotation, molecular function: protein binding.